Larimichthys crocea (large yellow croaker) is the source of this 10220-nucleotide messenger RNA. RefSeq names its product U2AF homology motif (UHM) kinase 1 (gene uhmk1). The transcript is spliced from 9 exons. Gene Ontology annotation, molecular function: RNA binding; protein serine/threonine kinase activity; ATP binding. The record is from RefSeq and is a predicted model, not a curated record. Gene Ontology annotation, cellular component: nucleus; neuronal ribonucleoprotein granule. NCBI's taxonomy places the organism in Eukaryota, Metazoa, Chordata, Actinopteri, Sciaenidae. Bases 489 to 1823 code for a protein of 444 amino acids. Gene Ontology annotation, biological process: peptidyl-serine phosphorylation; regulation of protein export from nucleus; positive regulation of translational initiation.
GGGGAGAGGCGAGCAGAAACGGAAGUAAGAUUAAUCAACAACCUGAGUUACGAACUCGGGCAAAACUUUACCGUCGUUGAGCUCCCGCUGCACCGUUUUAACGUCAUUCUGUCGGUUACAAAUGCCGCACUAAUAUCUGGUGUGUUAUGGAGGAAGCGGCUCCCCGCGCGCCGUGGACCUGGUUCGUGUCUGAGCUCAGACUCGGUGGCUAAUGUCGCUCUUUGCAGCAGCUAAGUGAGCUAAGUUUGUCAGCUGACUAGAACUCACUGUGACAGCCUCAGAACGAGCUGUGGUGUAAUAUGCGCAGCUGCUGCUCUGUGCUCAGCGUUCACGAGGUUGUAGGAGUAGCUGGACCGUCUGCUGGCUGCCGUUGACUCGUCCUGGUACUUUUAUUUUUUCUGUGACUCUAACAGAGGCAGCUUGAUUCGCAAUGCUCGUGCAGCUGCUCCCACCUGUCAACUAGCCGCCUCCUCCGCUCCUCUCGUCCGAUGGCUCACUGCGGCUCCUCCGAGCCGAGCGCAAAGGCACAGGCACAGCCCCAGCAGCAGCCCCAGCAGCAGCAGCAGCAGCAGGGCAGCGUAGACCAGAGCAUGAAGCCGGUACUGUUCGAGAUCUUCGGCGAGAUAUGGACCGUCCAGUCGCGGCUUGGCCAGGGAGUCUCGGCCUCUGUGUACCGGGUCAGCUCAGGCAGAGCCACCACCGCCGCUGUGAAGGAGUUUCAGGCCGACACUCAGGGAGGAGAUUACGGGUAUCACAAGGAGAGGUCCGUGCUGGAAGACAUCCAGGGACAUAAAAACAUCGUGACACUGUACGGGGUGUUCACCAACCACAGCUGCAUGGGUGUCACCACCCGCUGUCUCCUUCUGGAGCUCCUGGAUGUCAGUGUGUCCGAGCUGUUGGUGAGAGGAAGCAGUGGUACCCAGGGUGGAAGACCCCAGCAGGGCCACUCCAUGUGGCUCCUCCAGCACUGUGCCAGAGACAUCCUGGAGGCUCUCGCCUUCCUUCACCGGGAAGGCUACGUCCAUGCCGACCUCAAGCCACGCAACAUUCUCUGGAGUGCCGACGACGAAUGUUUCAAGGUCAUUGACUUCGGCCUCAGCUUCAAAGAGGGAAACCAGGAUGUCAAGUACAUCCAGACAGAUGGGUAUCGCGCUCCAGAGGCUGAGCUUCAGAACAGUCUUGCCCAGGCCGGGGUAGAGAUGGAGGGGGACUCGGGCUGCACGGCUGCGGUGGACCUGUGGAGCCUGGGCAUCAUCCUGCUGGAGAUGUUCUCAGGAAUCAAACUCAAAGACACCGUCCGUUCACAGGAGUGGAAGGAUAACAGUGCUGCCAUUGUAGACCAUAUUUUUGCCAGCAACAGCCUGGUGUGCCCUGCUAUCCCUGUCUAUCACCUUAGAGACCUUAUCAAGAGCAUGCUUCUCAACAACCCAAAGCAAAGAUGCACAGCUGAAACUGCCCUGCUGAGCCCAUUCUUCAGUAUCCCCUUUGCUCCUCACAUUGAGGACCUGGUUCUGCUGCCCUCUCCUGUCCUGCGUCUGCUCAACCUGAUUGACGACAGCCAUCUGCACAAUGACGAAGAGUAUGAAGACAUCCUGGAAGACAUGAAAGAGGAGUGCCAGAAGUACGGCUCAGUGGUUUCUCUGCUCAUCCCCAAGGAGAACCCUGGGAAAGGACAGGUGUUUGUCGAGUACGCCAACUCCAGUGACUCCAAAGAGGCUCAGAGGCUGCUGACGGGCCGCACCUUUGACGGGAAGUUUGUUGUGGCUACCUUCUAUCCCCUCAGCGCCUAUAAAAGAGGGUACUUGUAUCAGACUGUGCAGUGAAGUCCUAAAGCUCAAUUUAUACCUCUGCUUUGUUUGCAUGAUAAAACACACAACAGCAACCACAGGGGAGAAGUCAUUUCCUCCCUAUGAAUAUAACUACAAUUAGCACACAGUCACAAGUUCAAAUGAUUACGUUCUAAUGAGUGUAGUUAAAGUUCUGCAUGUUCUCCAUGUGGUAAAUAUCUGUGUUUAUGCAGGGUGUAAAUUGAACUGCCCCCGGCCUAUACGCUACAGUCAGUGCACAUCCACGUAGUACUUUAAAGUGACCUGGAUCCAUCUGGGAUAAAGGUCUGUGGUCUGCAUACAGCAGUCCACCUGCUCUAUUUUCCAUUUCACUCUCAUAACAACAUGUGAGAAUCUGUUCUCUAAGUAGUUCUACAUAUCGAGCUUGUCCCAUCGCUCUUGAUAAACUAUCAAAAACACUUAAUGUCAUUGGUUUAGUGAGGGAUGUGAUCAGAAACAUGUAGCACUGAACAAGAAUUUUAGGUCUCCUGAAGGCAAACAAAAUCCCUCUCAACUGAAUAUUUCCUUCAGUAAAAUCCUGUUGUUAGAUGAGUGAUAAUAGUGAUAUUAUUGUUGCAUAUUUAUAUUUGUUACGCUGAACAAUUACUGAGAGGAACUGUGUGGUACAAGGGGAAAUACAGGUAUACUGUGCUUGGUUUCAGGAAGAGAUGGUUUGAAGUGACCUCGCUCUCUCUCCGUUAUCUGAGCAAGCCACAGGUUCCUUUAAUGCCCUGUCCUGUAGCCUUAUGCUUAUUUUAUAGCUUUUUUUUUUUUUUUGACGAAAGUCUGUGUACGUUCUUGUGUUUUGACUGCAACACUGAAAGGGCACAUGAGCAAGUAAAUAUUUUUGAGCACAUGCUGAAAAAAGGGUCAGAUUUGUCUGGCUUAUGCAGUUGAAACGACUGACGUGACCUUUUUCCAGUUGGAAAAUGAGUCAGUGAACAAAAAAUUGCUGCAGCUCCUCCGGUGGCAGACCGUCUUCUAGCAAACUAAAGCUAAGUAAGCUUUAAGUAGCUGUAAUUGUUAGUUUGUUGGUUUUGGUGUGAUAUGGAUUAGCGUAUAUAGCUAAAGCGUGGAGCAGUCUAUCACUGUUCAGUUAAAGCCACUCUGUGGAGAACGUUUGGAAUGCCGCAGGCUGUUUGUAGAGUGUGUCUCUGUGUUGCUUUCACCAGAGUUGGAAAUUUUCAAAUCCACAUAGUAGCUUUAAAGAUUGUGCUGUACUGCAAUGCAUGCAAGGUGAAUAGACAUUGAGCGGUGGCUAUUACACUAACUAUACAGGUACGUAAAUAAGCCACAAACAUCACCACGUCAUGUGGUGGCUGUUUUUGGAAUUCCCAAAAUGUAGGAUAAGGAAGUGUUUCACAUUUAUGGAAGUUUCAAGAAAUGUUGCUAGUUGCAUGAAAAUAUGUUGAGUUUUACGAAUCACAAAUGUGGCAUAAAAUGUGCAGUCUUGAAAGGAAGGUUUCAAAUUCUAUCAUUUUGUUAAGUUAUAUGGCUUAUAAUACAGUUUUAUUGUGUCCAGGGAGAAGCAUGAUAAUGUUGGACAGUGGUGACAAAGAGUCAGCAAGUGUGGUAUUUUGCAGUGGAAUGUACAUUUUGUUGUAGAACCAGAGAUUCUUUUGUCCUCUGUGUUUUAUCCUCUUGCUUCUACUUUAUGAUAACAGUGGAUAUUCAGUACCCGUGAAGCCCGCUCUGUCACACUGAAACAUUCAAUGAUUUCUACACAAGUGCCCUAUGACAUCGAAGCUAGCUAACGUACCAAAAUGCUGCUAUAACAACAGGUUGUGCUACACCUGCACACGUCCAUUCCUCACGUAGCCAAAUCUGUUGCAGAUGCCUUAGAGAAUAAUUCCCUUCCAGCAGAUGUAGUCCUGCCCAGUAACAAAAGCAGACUGUUAGAGACAACAAUAUGGAGCAGUGAUCUCUUUCAGUUUCUUAAUAAAGGUGCUCAUUUUCCAUUUUUCACUGGAGCCAGACUAUGUAACUUUUACCAAGUAAAAAUGGUGCAGAUUGUAGCUACAGUACAGGCUAAAGUAAUGGUAUUGGCUAAAUGCUAAUCUGCUAAAUAUUACAAAUGCUAAACUUUGUAUUUACCUAAACAGUCGCACAACUUCAGAAGUUAUACACUCACCAAACUGACUCAGUGAUUACUAUGGAGCCAUAUUUACCUUCCAUUUACUAAUUAGCCAUCAUUCACAAUAUUUUCAUGAUGGCCUCAUGUGACACUCAGCUAAAAUGUUGUACUACAAGUUAUAUAAAUGUAGGGAAUCUAUCAAGUCUUUAGCAUUUCACCUCUCCCCAGCAACUGAAACAAUGGACAAUGAAUAGAAAACAUCUGGAGGGUAAUUGGGCCAUAUAACCCCUUAGCUACUGUUAAACCAUUAACGUUAGCAUUAACCAUUAUUGUUAGCAUUAACAUUAACAUUAGCAUUACCAUUGACAUUAGCAUUCAACCACUUCCUGGCUAACAUUACCAUUUGAUAGUGUGUGGCAGCAGGAAAGACGUAAAUGAAUUCUAAAGCAUCUUGUAUGUGCAUCCUGCAUUUCUUUUAGAUGUGAAAUACACAGGAUGUGACAAGCUUGCAAUGUGAUGUUGGUGAUUAUCAUUAUCCUUUUAACAAUAGCUGAGCUAACCACCCUGAGCAUGACAUCAAAGGAAAACUGUAACUGCUGCGUAAAUACGGUAAAUACAACCAAGUCUGCCUGUAGCAGCAAACAUCCAGGUGAAUUUCAUGUCUCAUGGAUUCAACUUCUUAUUUGUAAGAGGAAGAAUGAGUUCUGACUUCUCUAAAAGUUGCAUAGUCUUGCUUUAAAGUUCUGGUGUGUGAAGAGAGGCAGGUUUACUCAUGUCGUAGAGCACAAAUAUAGAGCACUGCUCCAUCCAAAUGAUUUCAAUGUGAUUUAAAUAUGUAAGAGAGACUGGAUAUACAUGCAAAAUAAGAAACAGUGUUUUAAACUUAUGGACAUACAAGUGUUCAUCUGUCUAAGACUUAUUUUUAUUGAAUAAUGUCUCGCCUCUCCCUCUAUUUGAAAAUAUGUUUAAAUUCCACAACUUAAAAUAUGAAAACUAGAGUCAGACAAGACGUUGCAGUUUUGUCUUAUUUAAAUUUUACAAAGAAAAAAACAAAACAACCUAUUUUUCUACAAAAUUUAUUUGUAUGUUUGAAAUGUGAAUUCCAAAGUUUCCACUUGAGAGCAUCACUGGCCUCUAUUCAAAACUUGAAUUGGACUCCAACCAGCACUUUUGAAUGAGCAGUCUGUGGUAUGUAAGCAUGAUGGUCAGUGUUGUCAGGUACUUGUAACCAGUGAUCCUCAAAUAACAAUACCAGGUUUAAAACUAAAGAAUACAUUUUCUUCCACAAUUUUCCAAAAAACAAACUUCUGACAGUGUCCAGAUGUUCUUAUCAGGCUUUUGAAGAUACAUUUCAGAGUUGUUUCCUGCAGUAUAAUUAGGUUUUAAUUAACGUCCAGUGUAUAACAUUUAGGAGGACCUAAUGGCAAAAUUGGAAUGCUAUAGAUAUAACAACAAUGUUUCAAUUAAUAUCUAAUCACCUGAAAAUAAGAAUUGUCGUGUCUUCCUAACUUUAGAGGAGCACCAUGUUGCACAGCUGUGUUCCUACAGUAGCCCCGAAAUCAAACACUGCUUCUAGAGUGUGGCUUUCACUCUUUUUCAGCUUACAUGACAACCUAUGGUGGUAAUCGAGGGAUAUUCAGUUGGUUGAAAUCUGCAGCCUCACCACUAGAUGCCACUAAAUACUACUUUAAGUCCACUGCAAGAAUAAAUUCACCGCAGGUUUACUGCACCUGAUCAGAUAAUGAGAAUGAGCUUUACAUUCUGUGGCUUCCAAUGCUCUGUGAGGAGAGUCUGGACUCUCUUUGUGUUUGAUGAUGCAUGACAAAUGAGCGUGUAAGUGUAAGUUGUGCUCUGUACAUGGCAUUGAGCUACUGUGCGAGUGUGCGAGUUGAUGAAUUUGAGGGGCUGUGUUAGUAAAAAAUAAUGUCAAAUGUCAAAAUAACAAAUGUUGUCCUUAGAUAACAGGAGCAUUUUCUGGAGAUAUCAAGAUAUCAAAAAGGUAGUCUGGUAUAUUAAAUCAUCAUUUAGUGUAGCAGUGUGAGAGGAACAGGACAAUGUAGCAAUUGCAGUGAUUUAAUAUACUACUCUAUCCUUUUGUUUUCUCAAGAUCUCAAAUGAAUUAUGUCGUUAUCUUGAGAUCUCGAGAAAAUGCCGUUUUCUCGGCAUAACAUCAUUUGUUCAUUUGAGAUCAUGACAUAAAUAACUCGAGAUCUCGAGAAAACAAAUGAAAUGAACUCGUUAUCAAGAGAAAAGGGAGUAAAUAAAUGUAUGGACGCAUGGAUGUUUAGGGCAUCCGUAACAUGAUGGUUAAUAUCGUGAAGUUUUGAGCUAGAAUGAACAUAGACUAUGUAGACUGUUCACUGAUAUGACUAUGCAAAGGUACUCAGAAGGCUGCUUUCUUAAACAAAAAACUUUAAGUGAAAUUUACUUUAACAUGUUAAAUCAUUUACCAUACAAAUUGUCUAGUUAUUAUUCUAGUUGUUAUUCUAGUUGACAUCACAGAGAGCUGUCGACUAGAAUGACUAGUUGUGCCGUGCUGCUUACCACAGCAUUGUAAAUCACAGUCCCACUGCUGGAUACACUGCGCAGUAACACCAAUGUAUUACCACAAGCAUUUCUUGUUUCAUAUCGGCACUUACGGGAUAACAUAUCUGCUGGUACCAAUAUGUCUGUGAUUGUAUGUGCAGACACUAGUGUGCGUCAGGUUAAUUUUGAAGUGAGAUAUCUUCACGAAAGUGACAUAGUUUCACAGAUCAUUAAUAUGGAGCGUUGUUAUCCUCACAUGUGCAUUCAGUGUGUGAUCUUCCACGCCUAAACUGAAGCUUCACUUCCCAAAGCUCUGUCCUGCCUCGUCUCAUAAGUUCAAAAGUUGCUUGGUCUCACUACUUGUUCAUAAUGGCUUUGAGUCGUCUUACGGAGAAAUGAACACUGAAGACAAAACAGAGAAACACAAAGGCAGAGUUAAGAGACGACAUAACCUACAUUCAUAAAUGAUAAAUGAUUAUCAUUAUUUACAGAUUAUUCUCAUGACAAUCCACUGAAUGCUGUAUUCAAAGCCACACUGCCAUUGUUAAAUGCACUGCAACACAGCCGGUUAAUAACUGCUUUGUUCAUUGGUUCGUUUGUCGUUUCAUCACAUACUAGAGGAUGGUACUGAUUCUGAAUCUGUUAACAGUACUGGUUGGCUGUAGUCAAGUGUUGGCUGUGUGUUAUUGUUAGCAUUAGGUUGUGUGUGGAGUUCUGUCAUUUUGUAGUUUCCAUAGAAAAGGGCAAAGCAGGUUUCUACUGAUGGCAGCACCUUAGAAUUAUAAUGUGACCGCCCUACCUUUACGGAUAAAUUUGAAUCUUAACCAGUGUUCUGUGAGUCUGGUGCUGGCCCUAUAAGCAUUAAUUAUCUAAGAAGUGAUAACCUGCUGCCACCAAGCUGUGAGUGGAAAUAUUUAGCAGGCUACUGUUGAUCUGAAUGAUAUCAAGUUAGGAUCAGCAAAAGCAGCUGUUUUUUGGUGUUUGUUUACACGAUGAUUAUCACUUUUCUAUUAUUAUUUUAUGGUUAUGGAUUUUUUUUUAUUUUUAUUCAGCUUUCACAUUUUUGAUCCAAAUGUUUUGUGCGCACUACGCAGGUGAGGAGAGACACCCGUUGCCUGUAUGAAGCCGCAUACACACAAACAGUCUUCAUUUCUCACUGUUUAUAUUUAACACCCUACUAAUGUGAUGUGUGCACGUGGUUUAACACUCACUGCCACAGUUAAUCAUCAAGGGACACAAUCCAGUUUGACCUGAUUUAAAUGUCAGGCAGCAUCUCGGGACAAAAGAUUCAAGUGACACAUUAUCUAGCAGUUUGGGACAAUAUGCAAAUUAAAACCGCAACUAAGCAUUCUUUUUAUUAUCCAAGAAUCGGUUGAUUAUUGUGACGAGCACAGUGUUUGUCAGCAGGGACAGUGAGGGGACAGAGUCUGAUGUUUUUUGUUGACCUGGAAGUGAUUUUAUUCCAGUAAUUACUUAAUAUUGUAGAGCUGUGAGGCCGUCCAAGCUGCUACGGCUUCAAACACAGGACAGACAGAGGCCGGUGUGAAGCUUCCUGUCCUGUUUGUCUUCAUGCUCGGCUCAGUUUUCGUCCAGUUCUCCAUGCGACUUCAAACCCCACAGAGAGCAUCUUAGAAGUGUUUCUGCCCAUCGGACUUUGUUAACUUGCUCAGAUUUGUUUCCCUUUGGGCUGUUUUAUUUUGAAAAUUGACCAGUUUUUCUAUGCCGUUUCUGUGUCUGACUUCCUGCUAGCAUGAGCUGAUCUGUGCAGAUUGGCCCUGGCUGCUUGCAGCAUUUGGCAAAUAUAGCGGAGGGACUGGUGGGAUUUGAAACACUGACUAGAAGGGCCAGCAGACACGGCGCACACAGGACACGUGUCAUCCAUGCCUGUGGGAAUUUAGCCUUGCUUUGAACAACUACUUACUCUUAAACAAGAUUCUGACCCGUCUUCCAAUGUCUCCAAAUUCAUUUAUUGUGUGUGGACACUAAAGGGACGUCACAGGAAAUAACAGCAAAAUCCAAACAUGCAGCAAAACGUUGUUUUCCAUUGACAUGGCAUUACGUGAUUUCUGGGUGUUUUUAAAGUCUUAACAUCUUAAACAUUUACUUCUCACUGCCAUUUAGUUUUGUCAAGUGCAGCUUUAGGUUUAUUUUUCAUUUUUUGUCAUUAAGGACAGACAGUGAUUUUUCCUUCUAUUUUAUGUUGUUGCUGCUCAGAGAUUUCGUUUUGUGCACUGACAGAGAUUUAGGGCUCUGGUUUAAUCUUUCAUGGCACAUGACUUUGAUAAGCUCCUAGCACGUUUGUGCAUUUGUGUGUGUCUAGAUAAUUUGGAGAAAGUCUGUGCGCUAGUGUAAAGGACGGAGUAGCAGUAACAAAGUUAUCAUUUUUGGAGGCAGUGCUUGUAAGUUGCUGGAGCUGUCUACCUGUGUGCAUGGCAUGUCUGUAUGAGACAGAUAUGUAACUUUGUGUGUGUGUGUGUGUGUGUGUGUGUGUGUGUGUGUGUGUGUGUGUGUGUGUGUGUGUGUGUGUGUGUGUGUGUUUGUGUGUGUGUGUGUGUGUGUGUGUUUGUGUGUUAUACUGAAGGGCUGUAGGCCUGUUUGCUUGCAAAAGGCAAUCUCAAAUCAUCCGAAAUCAUUUUAAAGGCCGGUGUGAUUAAAGGUCACUUUGGAACUGAAUAUGCAAAAGUGCAGCCAGACACUUAUACUGUGAUAUUUAUAGUAUCCAUUCCUAACAACAAAGCACACAUUAUUUAAAGGUUGAUCUUCAAAUUAUUUACAGCACAGAACCUUCAAAUAUACAUCUGUUGGUUCAUUUUACAUUUGAUGUCAUACGUGAAGUGUUUACAGGUGGUGCAAAAGAACUGUGUGAAUGAUCUCAGCUGCAAUAACUGAUUGAUUUUGGUGGAUCAGAAAACCAAAAGAAAAACGUUCCGAAAUACACUAAAAUGCUCAAGUAAGCUGCAGAGUCGGGUGAUAAUUUUCGCUCUGUGCGUUUCGCAACACGAAAGGAAAAGAGAGACUCACUUCUACAUUGAACAAAGUUCUUUGAUCCACGUGGCUUUAAAAAUAUUGAUAAGUGCAGCUUGAAAUGCACAUGUCACUUUUGAAUAUUUUGGCAUUUUGAUACAAAAUGGUCCCAAACCUAAAAAGCUUUAAAACUUAAAAAAAGCUUGAACUUAAUGCUAUCAUCCAAUCAGGUUUUGUUGAAGGCAUAGAAACACCACAUUUUUUUUGAUCAGGAGGGAGCGGUAUUAUGCAUUAUCAUUUUGAGUCUGAACAGCUCAAAAAAUUCAUGGCACCAUCGUGUCAUUUUUUAAAAAUAUCAAAAGACAAUCCUUACGACAAUUGUUGCCUUUUUUUGGUCGAGAUUUUCCUUUAAGUUUGAGGAGUACAGCACUUGUGUUAGGUAGGUGUUAGGUAACACUGGAUGAUAUGUCGAAGAAGUGGGUUGGUUGAUUUGGCCAGAUAAAUUCUACUGAUUUGUCUCAAAGAAAAAAAUUAAUAAAUAAAGAGUUUGUGUUCAUUUCUCAGAUAAUCCAUCCUCAGUGAGUGAGCAGUUCUGCUUCAGGAAAUGUCUCACAGGUCAAACUGGACGGAAAGCUGAAAUGAUUGUUAUUUUUGUUUCAAAAACUUCUGAUUGAAGGGAAGCACAAUGUGAGGAGGUCACUAUGCAAAGACACACAACAUGUAUGAAAGUGAGUGCAUCCAUGCUUUACAGCCUUUCAGUUGACGGUAAAUGAUGGCACUCAUGCUGUUGUGUUUGAGUAUCUCAAAAUAAAAAUAAUGCUUGACUUAAA